Messenger RNA from Eupeodes corollae, 5405 nucleotides. Its product is annotated as GTP-binding protein REM 2. The record is from RefSeq and is a predicted model, not a curated record. The transcript is spliced from 16 exons. The coding region runs from base 1285 to 5301 and encodes 1338 amino acids. Gene Ontology annotation, cellular component: plasma membrane. NCBI's taxonomy places the organism in Eukaryota, Metazoa, Arthropoda, Insecta, Diptera, Syrphidae. Gene Ontology annotation, molecular function: calcium channel regulator activity; GTPase activity; GTP binding.
AAGAGAAACAUUUCGUCGCAGUUUAGUUUGCCGCAGGAACCUUUCGUGUUAAGUUGUGAUUUUCUUCCUUUGAAAAGGAUAACUCUGUGAAAUUGAAGAAUAGAAAAACCGUCAUCGAGAAGGGAGUAUUCGAAUUCAGGACGGACUUGAAUUUUAAAGAAAGGGUCGGACCACUUUGAGUUCCAAUUUCCAAAAAAAAAAUGUAAUACAUAGAGAACUCGGAAAAUGAAUAAUUUUGAAAUUUAAAUACUGCUUUGAAGUGUUAUCCUUAUCUGUCCCACUUUUGGGUCUUUGUGUUGUCAUUGUUUUUGUUUUCUAGGAUUCACUAGAUUAAAGAAAAAAAAAUACUUUGGUUAUUGAUUUUAUCACUCAUAUCCAGUGCUAUUUAGAAAUAUUUGUCCACCCAAUAAGUCCGUCGGAAUAUUGAAGAAGUCGAAGAAGGGGGAAUAAAAAUUGUGUGUUCACUCGGUCGUAUACGUAACCUUUUUCUGGUGUUUUUUUAAUUUUUUAUUCUAUGUGGCCCUUUGAUGACCCUUUCAAUCUUAAAUUCCAAACCAAAUUUAGGGAAGUGUCAGUGCUGGUGUUGAUAAAUCUAAAAUGAAGAAAAAGAACACUCUUAUUGUUGUUGGGUGAGAGUGAUGUUCGUAUAACCUACAUUUAACAGAAUUUAAAAGAGAAUUAACCCUUAAAAAAUAAGGGAGAGCCCAACGGCAUAGAUAAGUUUUUUGAAACCGACCCCAAAGAAUUACGCUAUCCAUCUCGUGAAAAUUUAAUGGUUCUAGUGCUUUUUUUGUUGUAUUAUUCUGUUCUACUCGUCGUCGUCAGUCAUCGUCCGUCGCGUCAGUCCUUAGUCGUCACUCGUCUCAUUUCUCAGUGUUUAUUUUAUUUUUUGGGUUGAGUGUUUUUAUGUGAGUGCGAAAGAAGGGGGCGUAAAAAAUAAGGGAAUGUCCUUUCUGUCAUAUGAAAACCCGACACAAGAUGAUGAUGAUGAAAAAAUGUAAAUAACAUGUCAGAAGGAUGUUUUUGCAACGGUGUGGAAGAGUUAAUGAAAACGUUUUGUAUGUUAGAUUGCUGCACAUACCAUCUGUGAAUUGUCCUGAAAAAUAAAUAAAAUAUAUAUAAAAUGAAAUAAAAUUCAAAAUGAUUUAAAUGUUAAUUUUGUGUGUGUGUUUCAAGUGUUAAAGGCAUUUAUCAAAGACUUUCUACAUCAGCUAUCUACUUCUACACCGUAUAUAAUAUAAAUAAUAGCAAAAGGAUUCGUUAUCCUGCCGAAGAAGGAUUAGAAUGAACUACGAACAUUUAAAGAACGAUCACUUCGAACCAAGAUCCACAUUAUUCCACGACGAAAGGAAAACGCCACCAUUAACCCCAGCACCACCGUCUACACCCAGAAGUAAGACAAAAGGAAACGUUCAAACUCCAGCUGCAAUGACCGUUUCUGUAACGCAUGUCACGCAAGGUGCAUCAGUCGUCACAACCAGAACCACCACCGCAACAUCAACAGCAACAACAACAACACAACAACCAGCAACGACUCGCUCAAAGGCCACCACAAUGAUGGCCCUUGCAAUGGGACGUUCUCAAAGUCCAGGUAAUUCAAGUGGAUCGGACACCGAUGGUUUCGCAAGUUCCUCUGCCUCGGCAACAGCACUCAGAAGGAUGUACUUUAAAAGUGGGCGCAGUGCCAAGACAAAGCUGAACUCGACCAUGCCGUGCACCGGCAGCACUAAUAAUGCCACUGCCUCCAAUGGUACCACCGUCGUCGUCCACCAUCAUCAUAAUUCGGUUGCAGCUGCCUCUGCUGCGGCAUCAUCUACUGCCACUGCAUCGUCAGGAGCUGCGCUAUCAUCCUCAAGUGUACCUAAGGUUGUUAUUAUGGGAUCAUCUACAGCGUCCAUGACCGACACUAAUAUCAAUACGUCAACAGAUUCAGCUUCCACUCUCGUUACAAGUGUUGCUGCUACAGAUACCUCCGAGACAUGUGAUUCCUUGGAUAUGGGUGAUACAUCCGGACAGAGUGAACCUAUUUUCAGUUCAAUAGAAGAACCCCUCCUAACCGCCAUUCAUGCAGGCGACUCUGAACUGGAUUCCAAUGAGAUGGAACUAACCAGCACAAUGUAUUUUGGUCCUCGUAUGAAUGCCCAAGAAAGUAUCGAGAGUCAAGAGUCUUCAUUGUCGAUUCAGGUGGAACCGACGUCCACAACGCCUUUGCUCUCCCACAAGACUCCCCGAACGGCUCCCCUGUCCAGCAACUCUUCCAACCACUUUCCCUUCGAUAAGCCCAUUUCGCCGAAGAGCGCACGCACUACGGAAAAGAACAAGUCCCUAUUUAAUUUUAAGGACGCUGAAGUGUUCUUAGAGAAGCAACGGCGUAAGUCGGCGUAUGAAAUGGUUCAAAAUCACGACGAUGGGUGUCGCAGGGAGAACUCCACUCGCAGCUAUCAUUCGCGAAGAAGAGAAUCAUCGGCGAAUGAGAAGGAGAAACGCCGCUCAAUUCGUGAGUCCUCGCCGAGUAAGAAUAAGACGCACAAAGAGUCCUCGAACAACCGCAACAAUCGCUGCUACGACGAAGACGAAAUCACUUAUGACUAUGACUACGACCACUCGAACGAAGACGAUAUCAAGAAGCAGAAGAAAGAGCCGAAGUUCCGCACAAAAUCGGCCAGUCGUCACGCUAGCAAUAUGAAAACCAGUCCCAAGCGGGACCGUCGACAGAUCAAUUCCGCUCCAGCUGUAACGUCCAAGGAGAAGUUCUUCAGCAAGCAACAACAACUAUCACCGUCCAGCGGAACCCAUCAACAGCAGCAACAACAGCAACACACAAAUCGCAAAUAUUCAUCGUCGUCUUCGUCGAGCAGCGAUCGGAAAGACAUAACUAUGUUUCCCUUUGACAGGGAAGCUCUGGAUUAUGAGCGCAUUCAGCGGGAAUGCUUCGCAGUCGACGAAGACCCCAACGAUACCAGCUCGACCACAAGUUCCACAGACAGCGAGGAUCACAAUGCCUCCGUAUACGAACGGAAACCCAUGUACGUGUCUCCGUCGAAGGCGAUCCUCAAUGCCUGCUCGAUCAAGAGCAAUGAUAUCUUCCAGCAAUACACCCUGCUAUCGCAGCAGGAAACCUUCCAUUCAUACGAACGCAGAAGUUCCAAAAGAAACCGUCCCGAUGCCGUGCACCAUCCUUCCAAAUACCACGAUCACCUGUCCACAUCAGAUGCCUUCUAUCCAAAGCCACCAACCAAUGGCGGUGAUUCAGCGCCCACAACCGCCAGCCUCACCUCACCAAAAUCACACGCCGAAUUGCACCGUUUCGACCAGAUCGUCUCGAAGUUCGAUCAGAUUCCUCCUAAAGCGGCCAUCGGCAAUGAUCAGUACCAAGGGUCCAAUGCCAAUAUUUAUGGCAGCACUCAAAACACCACCACCACCAACACACACAGCACCAGCAACCUUAACAACAACAACAAUCGAUGUUCUUCCCCAUUGAAUUUGGCCAAUAACGUGGGCAGCCCGAAUGGGUCAAUGCGCGGAACACCACCCCUACCUGAUCUGCGAGUUGACUUCUUCUCGGAAGCGUCUAAAAUGAACGCCAAGUCAUCAUCACAUCAUCAACUACCUGAGAAGGACCACGUUCAAUUUUUACACCAUCAUCACCAACAGCAACAGCAUCAGCAGCAGCAGCACGACAAUUUGGACGAUUGCCAGAGAUUAUCACUAAACGGUGCCGCUGCCGCCGCCAACACCGCCACAGCUGGUACAGCCGGCAAUGGAGGUCCUAUAAAUGUGACUGCCAAUCCCAUGGAAGCAGCAGUUUGUACGCAACCGCGAGCUACAAUAGUCGUUCAACAACCGUCCUUGAGCCUAGAUAGCGCGGUAGAGACGUUACUUAUAAAAAACGAGGGUGAUUUUGUGAGCGUUGAACAAGGCAAGGAUUCUCGGAAAAGGAACUCACAACAGCUUCACAUUCAACAGCAACUUAACCAUCAUCAUCAACAGCAACAACAACAAAACCAACAACAACAAUCCCAGACACAACAGCAACAACAACAACAACGUAGGGACGAAAAUAUGAGGCAAUUGCUAGAUGUUACAAACACCUUAACUUUUGAAGAGUUAAGGGAUUUCGAAAUGAGAUAUGGCUCCCCACAUCAUAGUCGAUCCCAAUCGGUUAAAACACCUGGUAGUAGAGCCUCAGGGAGGCCGAAUCAAUUAUGUUUGCCUCAACAAAGAUCUCGUGUGGCAUCAAUGCCAAAUACUGGCGUCGAGGAAGAGUACUAUAGACUGAGACAUUUUUCCAUAACUGGUAAAGGUGUCGUUAAUCGUGGUGAUUCGUUAAAGAGUCGUCGUAGUCGAUCAAAUAACAGUGUUGCCAGUUCAAAUUCAAGUACUGAACAUUUAACAGCAACACAAAUACCAGCACCAAGUUCAGCUCGCACUUCAGCUACCUGCAGUUUAGCAUCAAGUCGAGAGAGCAGCACAUCAAAUCCUGGCAGUGGUCCAUAUAGAGUUUUGAUGCUUGGUGGAUCUGCUGUUGGCAAGAGUUCAUUGGUAUCACAAUUUAUGACCUCAGAAUAUUUACAUGCCUACGACACAAGUAUUGAUGAUGAUUCUGGUGAAAAGUCUGUUUCAGUUCUUUUAAGCGGAGAAGAAUCCGAACUGAUUUUUAUUGACCAUCCAUACACGGACAUGACGCCGGAUGACUGUUUGACCAGCUAUGAUCCCCAUGGUUAUUGUGUUAUUUAUUCAUCAGCUGACCGUAGUAGUUUCACAAUUGCCGAAAGGGUUCUGCAAGUAUUAUGGACAAAUGAAAAUAUUGCACAAAAGGCUGUUAUUUUAGUUGGUAAUAAAGCUGAUUUGGCCAGAAGCAGGCAUAUUACAUCAGAAGAGGGCAAAGCAAUGGCAACUGCAUACGAUUGUAAAUUCAUCGAGACCUCGGUAGGAAUUAAUCAUAAUGUUGAUGAGCUUCUGGUUGGCCUUCUUUCGCAAAUUCGUCUUAAAUUGGAAAAUCCAGAAAAAUCAAGGGAUUUAUUCAGAAAACGUUCCACAAGGAAAUCAAAGCGAAGGGCCUGCUCACCACUGGGAGGAGCCUGCCUAACUGGCAACGGAGGCACUAAUCCAAAUACCCCUGUAGGACCGGCAAAUAAUGUGAUCGCAGAUGUUAGUACACCACCAGGAAGUUCACAUAGCAGUCCUAGAAAAUAUCGUGGAUCACGUACAUCGACCAGUCUGAAGGUUAAAGGGCUCCUAGGACGUGUUUGGGCAAGGGAUUCAAAGUCAAAGAGCUGUGAAAAUUUGCAUGUCCUUUAAGCAAAUAAAAUUCAGAGUUACUUCCUUUAUACCUUUAUAUAUAUUAACUGUGUUUAUGGUUUCAUCCCAUCUGUGUUCCGAGUGUUGAAAAAAAAAAACAAAAA